Molecule: messenger RNA, 1917 nt
Organism: Akanthomyces muscarius
Lineage: Eukaryota; Fungi; Ascomycota; Sordariomycetes; Hypocreales; Cordycipitaceae
Exons: 2
Coding region: 1-1917 (638 amino acids)
Cellular component (GO): nucleolus
Molecular function (GO): ATP binding; RNA helicase activity; nucleic acid binding
Source: RefSeq, a predicted model, not a curated record
AUGGCUCCUGGCAAGGUGCAAACAAAAAGGGACCCCCGGGCCUGGGACAGUCUGUCGCCAGGCCUCUCGCCUUGGAUCCUGGAUGCCGUCUCUGCCAUGGGCUUUGCGCGGAUGACGCCCGUGCAGGCCGCCACCAUGCCGCACUUUCUCGGCAACAAGGACGUUGUCGUCGAGGCCGUCACCGGCUCCGGCAAGACCCUCGCCUUUCUGCUGCCACUCGUCCAGCGCCUCCUCCGACAAGACGAGCCCACGAAGCGACACCACGUCGGCGCCAUCAUCGUCUCGCCGACCCGCGAGCUCGCCGCCCAGAUCCACGCCGUCCUCCUCGCGCUCCUCGAGUUCCACCCGCCGUCGGCCGAGGUGCUGCCCUUUCUCGCCCAGGACGAUGAGAAGCGGCCCGCCACCGCCGCGCCCGUCGUCGUCCCGCAGCUGCUCGUCGGCGGCACCACGACCCCCGCCCAGGACCUCAGCUACUUUAUGCGCCACAGCCCCAACCUCCUCAUCGCCUCGCCCGGCCGCCUCGUCGAGCUGCUGUCGUCGCCGCACGUGCACUGCCCCCAGUCCACCUUUGAGUCGCUCGUCCUCGACGAGGCCGACCGCCUGCUCGACCUCGGCUUCAAGCAGGACCUGCAGAACAUCCUGGCUCACCUGCCCAAGCAGCGCCGCACGGGGCUCUUCAGCGCCAGCGUCAGCGAGGCGGUUAGUGAGAUUAUCCGCGUUGGUCUACGGAAUCCCGUCAAGAUUGAGGUCAAGGUCAAGAUGAAGGACGGCGGCGGCGUUGUCGAGGAUCGCAGAACACCCGCUAGCUUGCAAAUGACCUACAUGGUCCAGCCAGCCAGCCAGAAGCUGCCGGCUCUGGCACAAUUACUACAAAAGCUGCCCAUUACCCCACAAAGAAGCAUCGUCUUCCUGUCUACCUGCGCCGCCGUCGACUACUUUCAACAUACACUGCCCAAGAUUCUGCCCCACGGCAUAGCAUUAGUACCGCUGCACGGGAAGCACCCAGCCAACGUUCGCGAAAAGAACUUUAAGAAAUUCCUCAACUCUGUAUCACCCACCCUUCUUCUCACAACCGAUCUGGCCGCGCGCGGUCUCGAUAUCCCCCAAGUCGACCUCGUCGUCCAGGUCGACGCCCCCUCCGACCCGAAAGCCUUCAUUCACCGCUGCGGCCGUGCCGGCCGCGCCGGCCGCAAGGGCCUUGCCGUCUUAAUGCUGCAUCCCGGCCGCGAGGAAGACUACGUGCGCUUCCUCGACGUCCGCAAGACGCCCAUACACCCCCUCACGCGGCCCGCCGUCUCCGUCUCGGCGUCCGAUGCGCAGGCAGCCACAGAGCAGUUCCGCAGCCUGCUGCGCGAGGACCGCGCCAUCCACGACAAGGCGCAAAAGGCCUUUGUCAGCUGGGUGCGCAGCUACAACGGGCACCAGGCGACGUCCAUCUUCCGCACUGCGGACCUCGACUGGGCGGACCUCGGCGCCGCCUGGGGCCUGCUGCGGCUACCGCGCAUGCCGGAGCUCAAGAAGUGGACCGGUGAUAAGCUGCUCGGCGUGACCGUGGACUGGGACAACUUUGCGUACAAGGAGAAGACACGGGAAAAGGCGCGCCUGGAGGCGCUGGCGGAGGAGCGCAGCGGCAAGGCCGCGGACAAGGCCGACGAGGCCAAGAAGAAGCGCAAGAACAACGCGGCGUGGAGCGGCCGCGCCGAGCAGGAGGAGGUGCGCGAGGAGCGGCGCGAGAAGCGCAGGAAGAAGCGCGACGCCGAGCGCGCGGCCAACAUGACGGAGGAGGAGAAGAGCAAGGAUGCGGAGCUGCAGGACCUGCUGCGCCAAGUGCGCGAGCAGAACCGCGUCAAGAGGGAGGCGGAAACGGCCAGCAAGGCCAAGGAUAAGGAGGAUUCCUUCGAGGGCUUUGAUGAUUAG